Ostrinia furnacalis (Asian corn borer) is the source of this 1453-nucleotide messenger RNA. RefSeq lists its product as uncharacterized. The transcript has a single exon. The coding region runs from base 869 to 1207 and encodes 112 amino acids. The record is from RefSeq and is a predicted model, not a curated record. NCBI's taxonomy places the organism in Eukaryota, Metazoa, Arthropoda, Insecta, Lepidoptera, Crambidae.
ACAGUAAAUAAACUCCUAGUUUGACCCUUUACUAUUGUAAAAUGUUUUCAAGCUCUUUGUACCUAUCUAAAAUCAUAGUAGUUUAACUGGGCAAAAAUAGCACAUUAAUUUGCUCGCAAAUAUUUGGUGAUCAUUUACUAUUUUUGGUCCCCAAAUACAAUUUGAACUACAGUCGUGAAUAAAACAGCUAGAACUAUUAUUUUUUAAGCUUAAUUUUUUUGGUGUUAAGUAUAUAUAUAUUUUUGGUAAAAGAGCUUAGGGUAUCGAAGUAUUUUCUGGUGGUCAUAAUAUUUAUUCCCUUUUAUAAAUUGUUUAUUUGGAAGAAUCGACUAGGUACAGUAGGUAAUUGCACUAAGCUCGUGUUUAAUUUGUAAUUGUGUAAUCUUUGUGCAACCUUCACCUAACACCUUAUCAGGCAAAGGCUCGAUGAGCUAAUGGGAAAACUAAUGAACAUUAAUUAAUUAGGUACAUUAACUGCUCGUCUGCUUCAUUAGUUAAAAUAUAAAUGUUCGAAGCAAUUAAUACGAGUUAAACUGGAUUUUUUUUCCACCUAAACAAGGAAAAUCUAGGGAUUCAUGUGAUUAACUUUAAUCAUCUCAUCUCAAUCAAAAACAUCUUUGAGCAUCUCCUAGCAAAAAAUUCCAAUAUUUUUAUACGGAACCUUGAGCGCGUAAUUGCCUUCGAUAAAGUUAAUAAAAAAUACUUUUUACAAUGCAAAUUGACAUUGAAUGACAUAAUACGUCACAACAAUAAAAACCUUGAGUCUUUGGAGUCUCUACCGUUCUCUUCUGUGAAGCUUACAUUGAAAAUGGACAAGUCAAAGUAGAGUUAAAGAAAAAACGAGAAAACACACAUCACAAUGUGAGCUAUGUCUGGCCAGUCACUGGAGCCAAGCCAGGAUAUCGGGCAAGCGGCACUAGCGAAGGAUUGGUCAUGUGACAGCAACAUUUGCCACGCUUCUACCUCCAGGGGCCAUCCUUCCAGGUCCAGCGGAGACUACGACGGCACAGAUUCGUACUCCUACUGCAGCGUCUGCUCUUGCGAAUCGGAACACCUUCCUGGAGGCUUCGAGAGACCCUGCCUCAUCGUCGAUUCUACCACGAAGAUUCACAAAUCGAAAUGGACUUCACUAAUUAACUAUUUUAAACGCCAUUUUAAAGCAAAGCGCAAAGGCAACAAGACAAACAAGAUUAAGGAAAACCGUUAGUUUACCCUGUGGGAAAACGCAUAAUAUCUAAAUCUAGUACAGUUGCUAACAAUCACACCGAAUUUGAAUUUCCCACGAGUUCACUAAUCUUAAAAAUGAAGAUGGAACGACGCGACGGUUUACCUACGUAAUUUCGGAACUUUUAAACUCUAAUAUUAAUUAAGUUUAUCCAGGACGUAUUUAGGAACUUUUGCUCUAAUUAAUACCUACCUUUACAUAAAUAUUAAAAUUUCUGUUUCCUGUUUA